GAGGUGGAGUUAAAAAAAACAAACACCUACUUCAUUCAAGUGUUACUGCACUUUGAGCUGAUGCUGUCUGCAUUGUCUUCACAGCCUGACUCGACUCUAUGUUACUCUUCAAGGACUGAUCACUUUUGCUUCUUUCUUGGAUAUAAAUGACUGAUUGCCAAAUGGUUGCCCCGGAUUUCACAGCAGAUGAGAGGAUGGAGAUUGAGAGCAUCAAGACGCAUAAGAAAGACCUUCUGGAUGAUAUCCAGAAGUUAAAGAUGGAGAUAGACAACGUCAUGGCGGACAUCCUCAACUUUGAGUCUGCGGAGGAAAAUAAGACCAUAGAGAAGAGCAAACAGUUCUCAAACGGGAAGAAGAAAUUCAACAUGGACCCCAAAAAGGGGAUCACUUUCCUGGUGGAGAACAAGUGGCUGGAUGGAAGCGCUCGAUCCAUUGCUGAGUUCCUCUACAAGGAGGACGGACUGAACAAGACAGCUAUCGGAGAAUUUCUUGGAGAAAGGGAGGAGCUCCACCUGCAGACCCUGAAGGCCUUUGUGGAGCUGCACGAGUUCUCAGACCUCAACCUCGUCCAGGCCCUCAGACAGUUCCUGUGGAGUUUCCGUCUGCCAGGUGAGGCCCAGAAGAUCGACCGCAUGAUGGAGGCCUUUGCUACGCGCUACUGUGACUGCAACACUCAAGUGUUCCAGUCCACCGACACGUGCUACAUCCUGUCAUUUGCCAUCAUCAUGCUGAACACCAGCCUGCACAACCCCAAUGUGAAGGACAAGACAACUCUGGAGCGUUUCAUCUCCAUGAACAGAGGCAUCAACAACGGAGGGAAUCUACCUGAUGAUCUGCUCUCGAAAUUGUACGAGAGCAUCCGCAACGAGCCUUUCAAAAUCCCAGAGGAUGAUGGGAAUGAUCUGACGCACACCUUCUUCAACCCUGACAGAGAAGGCUGGCUCCUUAAACUCGGAGGUCGGGUGAAGACGUGGAAAAGGAGAUGGUUCAUCCUGACCGACAACUGCCUCUACUACUUCGAGUUCACCACUGAUAAAGAGCCCAGAGGCAUCAUCCCUCUGGAGAACCUGUGUGUGAGAGAAGUGCCAUAUCCCCGCAAGCCGUACUGUCUGGAGCUGUACAACCCAAACAGUCGUGGGCAGAAGAUCAAAGCGUGCAAAACAGAGACAGACGGCAGAGUGGUGGAGGGGAAGCACCAGUCUUACACCAUCUGUGCCGCCAGCGCAGAGGAGAGAGACUCCUGGAUCGAGGCAAUCAGAGCGAGCAUCACCAAGGAUCCUUUCUAUGACCUGGUCUCAGUCCGAAAGAAGAAGGUGAUAAACCAAGCCCCCCAGGACUGAGCAGCCCGCUGCCCCCUUCGUGGACAUUUGUAGUGCUUCACCACUGUGGGACGUGGUGCUCCUUUAAAAGCUGCAGUUAACACCUGACUGUGCGAGGACUCUGGAGGCUAGACUGAAGCUGAACGUUUAAGUCUAAAAGAAGAACUUCUCUUUCCACUUCUCUUUUUACAGACUGAACUUAACCGUGUCAGAGGUGGAAAACAGUGACUCAUUUUUUGAUGCUCUGUGUGUCAGCAAAGACUGUCGGCUAGAAUGCUGUUGAGAUGACUGAAUGUUUUGUCUGCACGUGUAAGGACAUAUCCAAUCCAGCUCAGCUUUAUUUGUUUUUGGACCUUUCAUGCAUAAAAGGACGCAGCCCGAAGAAACAGACGGAAAAUUACACUGAUUCAUAAUCUGUAAAAGACUAAGGCAAGACAGGUGGUAAUAAAAUGCUUUGAAACAAAAAAGUGAAAUAAAGACAGGAAAAAUGAUGGAAAAAAAUGUAGGGCCUAAAGUCAAAUUUAAAUUGAAAAAAUGUAAUAAAAAUACCUGCCAAAAAUAAGUAAAUAAACAAACAAAUAAUGGACUAAAUAAAAAGAAAUAAUACAAUUAAAUAUAUUGAUUGAAACAAUAAUUAAACUGUAGACAUGUUACUCCAAAUUAGAAGCAAUAUUAAAAAGAUAAGUCUUUAAUUUAAUGUUAAAAACACAGAGAGAGCUUUUUGUUUUGACGUCAGAAGUUGGUGAGAUCCAGAGUUUUGGAGCCUCAAAACAGGAAGCUCUCUCUACAAAGUAUAUGUCUAUAUUUCAGGUUGCAGAAUCUUGCCAUGUAGUUAUUGCAGCUCUAAAACCUUUGACUAUGAUGCAUUCCCUUUUGUCUAUCCUAUAAGGUUUGAUUUGCAGGGUCAAGAAGACAAACUAAUGAGCACUGGAUAUUUCUCUGCUCCCUCUUAAAGUUCUCAUUAGGCUGAGAUACGGAAGAAAAAGAAAAAAAAAUGUUCUGUCCAGUGGACCCUCAUUUCUUGCAUGGCUUCAUUUUUGUACAUACUGAUGUAUUUCAGACAUUUCUGGGAGAUAUUUUGUUGUUGCAAAGUUUCUAGAGAUGACCUAGAAAACCUGUUGUUCUCAGACCAAGCCUGCUUUAUUUCUGUCUGCUAAUCUACUGUGAUAAGUGCAAUAUGCAUACUAACCAUUUUGAUUCAACUCCAAAAUGUACUCUGUAAAUAAGAUGUAAUUUUGAUGAAUUUAUUAUUUAAUAAAAAAACGUUUUCAGAAGUU
Messenger RNA from Notolabrus celidotus (New Zealand spotty), 2596 nucleotides. It is a transcript of the gene cyth4b, whose product is annotated as cytohesin 4b. The transcript is spliced from 13 exons. Gene Ontology annotation, molecular function: guanyl-nucleotide exchange factor activity. Lineage: Eukaryota; Metazoa; Chordata; Actinopteri; Labriformes; Labridae. Gene Ontology annotation, biological process: regulation of ARF protein signal transduction. The record is from RefSeq and is a predicted model, not a curated record. The coding region runs from base 147 to 1340 and encodes 397 amino acids.